Harpegnathos saltator (Jerdon's jumping ant) is the source of this 2044-nucleotide messenger RNA. RefSeq names its product pre-mRNA-processing factor 17. The transcript is spliced from 9 exons. Gene Ontology annotation, biological process: mRNA splicing, via spliceosome. The record is from RefSeq and is a predicted model, not a curated record. Gene Ontology annotation, molecular function: mRNA binding; protein binding. The coding region runs from base 90 to 1907 and encodes 605 amino acids. Gene Ontology annotation, cellular component: catalytic step 2 spliceosome. NCBI's taxonomy places the organism in Eukaryota, Metazoa, Arthropoda, Insecta, Hymenoptera, Formicidae.
ACAGACCCUUUAUGUUUAUGGUAUUGUUCGGUUGUUGUCUCUCUGCGCAUUGAGUGAUUGAGAUACAGACACAUAAUACGUGACAUGUGAUGUUAGGUUAUUUGAAAUAUCUGAAAAUAUUUAAAAAUACGAUUGUACUACAUCCUGAUGCCAUGCUCGCGUUAAGAGAUUAUGGUAGCAGCGACGACGGUAGUGAUGAGCCUGGCAGUGAAAAAUCUUUUGCAAGUAUCGAAGGUGAAGAAGUAAAGCGCAGCAUGGACGUAAAUUUUGCAUCUAAACCGUUUGUCGUUGACAAGUUACAAAUUCCCAUUAAUUUGCAACUUUGUUCUGCGCCUGAGGUUGUGCCUACCGGGACAGAGUUAUGCGUGAGGCAUGUAGACUCCACCACAAAGGAAGUUAUGCACAAUCCAAAGUUUGAGGAACUUUUUACACCAGAUGUUGGGCCAGAAAAUCCAUUCAAGACUCAACAGCAGCGAGCUGCGAAAAAUAUGCUUUCUGGAUAUGUGGAACGCGCACACAUUAGUGAAUUCCAGUUUGAAAAUCAGAGGAGGACAUUUGCUAGUUAUGGAUACGCGCUGGACCCAACAGUAGAUGGUAGUGCGGAUGAGGGUAAAAUUAUAAUCGGCGCAAAAGAAGCAGCUGAAGAAUCUGGUGGCAAGACUGUUUUCGAGAAUACUGCAUUGAGGCCAUCAGACAAAAGAAAGCGACAAAGAAAUAAUGAUCCCUCAGAUAUAGAGGGUUUUCUGGGACCAUGGGGUGGAUAUGUGGAUGAGAAGCGAGUCGUGAAACCGAGCGAAGAGGAAGCAGCCGAGUUGGAGGAAAUAUUGGCUAAACGGAAUAAACGGGGGAAGCAAAUGGAAGAGAAGCCAUUGGAAGAAAAGACCGUGUUACAUAUCAAAGACAGCGUGGAUUAUCAGGGACGUUCGUUCUUGCACGCGCCACAGGAUGUUGGUGUAAACUUGAGGUCGGAAUCGCCACCUGACCGCUGCUUCCUGCCAAAAGCGCAAAUCCACACGUGGGAGGGCCAUACGAAGGGCAUCUCGCAGAUCCGUUGGUUCCCUCGUACUGCGCACUUGUUAUUGUCUUGCAGUAUGGACUGCAGAGUGAAGUUGUGGGAAGUGUACAAAGACAGGAGAUGUGUCCGUACAUAUUACGGACAUCGGCAAGCAGUGCGUGACAUCAGUUUCGACAACGACGGCAAACGGUUCUUGUCCGCGGCGUAUGACCGCUAUGUGAAAUUGUGGGACACCGAAACGGGAGCCUGCAUCAGUCGCUUCACGAGCAGGAAGAUCCCGUAUUGCGCCAAGUUCAAUCCUGAUCCAGAUAAGCAACAUCUCUUCGUGGCUGGUACUAGCGAUAAAAAAAUCAUUUGUUGGGAUAUACGUUCCGGUGAGGUAACACAGGAGUACGACAGGCAUUUAGGCGCCGUGAACACCAUCACGUUCGUGGAUGAAAAUCGCAGAUUCGUGACCACGUCGGACGACAAGAGUCUUCGCGUUUGGGAAUGGGACAUUCCGGUCGACAUGAAAUAUAUCGCCGAUCCGUCGAUGCACUCGAUGCCGGCAGUGACACCAUCGCGUAACCAAAAGUGGCUUGCGUGCCAGAGUAUGGACAACAAAAUCGUCAUAUUCUCGGCGUUGAAUCGAUUCAAAAUGAAUCGGAAAAAGACCUUCACGGGGCACAUGGUCGCUGGAUACGCUUGCGGCUUGGAUUUCUCUCCAGAUAUGAGCUAUUUGGUAUCGGGUGAUGCGGAUGGCAAAUGUUACAUAUGGGACUGGAAAACCACGAAAUUGUAUAAAAAAUGGAAGGCGCAUGACGGAGUGUGCAUCGACGUGCUGUGGCAUCCGCACGAGCCCUCCAGACUCGCCACGGCCGGAUGGGAUGGCAAAAUCAAGUACUGGGAUUAAACAACUGGUUCCAGCAUUGUGUAUAUAUUUGGUGUGUCUUCGAAGGAGGAUACGGAUAUUGUAAAAAGAAAUAUAUAAAUUACAAACUUCUUUUUAUGGAAUAUAAAGUAUGAGAUUAUUUUAAAUGAUGAGUCCAU